UUUCCUCUUUCUUUUUAUCCAUCUCUCUCUCUCUCACACACACACACACACACACUUUUUUAUUUUGAGAGCCUGACACUGACCGUCUGCUAUGGAAGCCGGAACCAUGACUGAGAGUGUUGGAACGAGGGAGGGACUCCAAAAAAAGAGAGGAGUGGGAAGAGAGAGGGAGGGCUAGAGAGGCACUAUAAAAGCAUUCACUGGAGCUUUCUGUGGCAGUAGCAUUUACAAACCGAGACAGGGACAACUUCGAACGGAGAGGGAAAAAGAUACAAAGACUGGUUCACAUUACGAGGACUGAACGAUUUGAAGAACAGACCGUGACACCCAAAAGCCUUUCUUCAGUACAGGCACUGAUAUAAGGUUACAGUUUGAUGUGCUAUUACUGGAAACUUUCUCGCACUGUCCUCUAAAAUAGACUCAGAUUGAAGCGGAGGCAUCUGAGAAAAGAAACUGCAAAAGGCCCUUUUGCCAACAUGGCCACUGUGCGUCAGAUACCCCUGGACACUUCCAGUUUCCACGUACUUCCAGCACACCUGCUAGCCUCAGCCAUGGAGGAGUUUCCUCAGCAACUGCCUGUCCCGAAGGGCCCAGCCCGGGGAAAAAGCCGCCCUCGCCGGCCCCGGGAAGCCCGCUUUAAAACCCAGCCUGUCACCUUUGCUGAGAUUGCAGAGGUGGAGGAAGAAGGAGCAUCCCCGUUGGAGGAGGAGAGAGCUCGCCGGUCAUUCCUGCAGUCGUUGGAGAACCUGAGGAGGAGCACGCAGGCGCUCCACUGCCCCGCCACCCUCAACAGCCGGACCACCACAUCUACACAGGCCAGCCUGGACUCCAGUGACUCCGACUCCACCCAGUAAGGGGAGAAGCACAGACCCACUUCCUGGUGGUUGCACACUCCCAUUUUACCCCUUCUUUCAACAUUCACCUGAAACAGAGAACCAACUAAUUAGCUUAACAGUUAAUUAACUGAACUGAACUGUUGGCCUAUCCGCUCCAGCAAGCGUAGAUGCCAUUGGCUUAAAUAAAUAAAGGCACCUUCUACAAAAAUAUAUAUAUAUAUUCUCAUAUCAAUGUAUAUUGCUGUAUUUUGCAUUUGUGUCAUUUUGUAAAUAACUCUACCAGUAAUGUUAAUACUGGCUGGUUAUGUUGCUAAAGCUGCAUAUAGAGAAGUGUUACCAGAGACGCAGUGUUCAAUACACCACUGAAAUGUAUUCCUUUGCUAUCUUAGAUUACUUCAAACAUCAAGAUUUAACUUGAAACAGUCUCAAAAAUGCAACGUGUCCUUGGAUUUUCAAAAGGAUGGAAAUGGUCAACGUUUAUUUUCACGUAUUUUUGUAACAGUAUAUUCUGCUUCUUAUCAGAUUUUGUAAAGUUACCACUCAUCAAAGACGUGACAAAGAGGUUUUUGAAAAAUCAUAGCACGCACAAGUUUUACAGAGCUUCGUCAGAACUCUUCACUUUGAUGUCUAUGCUCUACACCAGUGUAAUGUUUUACACUAUUGUCAAAUCUUAAGAGUAGAAACAUAAUACGCUUCCAGAUAUGUAUUUUCUUAACAUAAAAUAGUGGAAUAAUCAAUGUUAUUUUGCUCAUUCUUUUGACUUACAAAGUCACCUGAUUGAUUUCUGAAAAAAUAUCUUCAUACUCUUGUUUUACAGAUCUGUUUAUUGUGUUGUUUCUUAUGUAUUUUAAUAAAUAUUUGACAAUA
Messenger RNA from Hypomesus transpacificus, 1703 nucleotides. It is a transcript of the gene c14h11orf96, whose product is annotated as chromosome 14 C11orf96 homolog. Lineage: Eukaryota; Metazoa; Chordata; Actinopteri; Osmeriformes; Osmeridae. The coding region runs from base 477 to 854 and encodes 125 amino acids. The record is from RefSeq and is a predicted model, not a curated record. The transcript is spliced from 2 exons.